AUGUUGAAUCCACGCCGCGCCCUCAUUGCGGCGGCGUUCAUCUUGACAGUCUUCUUCCUCAUCUCCCGAUCCCACAGCUCCGAACCGUCCGCCUCCGAAAGCAAAGAUGCCGAAGCAGAAGCGCUGGCCGCGGCCAAUGCCCAGCAGCGCGCGGCGCCCCCGCCGCCUCCGCAAAAGCCCAUGAUUGACAUGUCGGGCAUGUCAACGUACGAGAAGCUCGGCUACGCGUACACGUACGACAUCGAGUCCAAGUUCCCGGCCUACAUCUGGCAGACGUGGAAGAAGACGCCGAGCGAGGCCGACUUCGAGUUCCGCGAGCAGGAGGCGUCGUGGUCGAUUGAGCACCCGGGCUUCAUCCACGAGGUCAUCACCGACUCCGUGGCCGACACGCUGCUGCAGCUGCUGUACGGGAGCAUCCCCGAGGUCCUCGAGGCGUACCACGCCCUGCCGCUGCCGGUGCUCAAGGCCGACCUGUUCCGCUACCUGAUCCUGUACGCGCGCGGCGGCAUCUACUCGGACAUUGACACGUACGCCAUCAGGAGCGCGCUGGAAUGGAUCCCGCCGCAGAUCCCCAAGGAGACAGUGGGCUUGGUCAUUGGCAUCGAGGCCGACCCCGACCGACCCGACUGGGCCGACUGGUACAGCCGCCGCAUCCAGUUCUGCCAGUGGACCAUCCAGAGCAAGCCGGGCCACCCGGUGCUGCGCGACAUCAUCAGCCGCAUCACCAACCAGACGCUAGAGCUCAAGAAGAGCGGCAAGCUGUCGGCCUUCCAGGGCAACCGCGUGGUUGACCUGACGGGGCCCGCCGUGUGGACUGACACCAUCAUGGACUACUUCAACGACGAGCGCUACUUUGACAUGGAGAACAGCAAGGGCAGGAUCGACUACCGCAACUUUACCGGCAUGGAGACGAGCAAGCGCGUCGGCGACGUGGUGGUGCUGCCCAUUACGAGCUUUUCGCCCGGCGUUGGCCAGAUGGGGGCCAAGGACUAUGAUGAUCCGAUGGCGUUUGUGAAGCACGACUUUGAGGGAACAUGGAAGCCCGAAAGCGAACGACACAUUGGCGAGAUUGUACAAGAGCUUGGAGAAGACCAAGGAGAGGCUCCGCAGGAGCAGUAA
Molecule: messenger RNA, 1119 nt
Organism: Trichoderma citrinoviride
Lineage: Eukaryota; Fungi; Ascomycota; Sordariomycetes; Hypocreales; Hypocreaceae
Product: glycosyltransferase family 32 protein
Exons: 2
Coding region: 1-1119 (372 amino acids)
Biological process (GO): protein N-linked glycosylation
Cellular component (GO): mannan polymerase complex
Molecular function (GO): alpha-1,6-mannosyltransferase activity
Source: RefSeq, a predicted model, not a curated record